UAUUCCUAAAAUUCUUUAAAUCAUAGAGCAAAGUCUCGGUUUUGAUUCUUGAAGCAGUUUUCCCUAUGAAAUCUUCCAUCGCUUUACUUAUGAACACUUCCAUUGUUCCACUAUCACCCCUUUUCACUCUAAAUGAAAACCUUAGUCUGCGUUCUCAUGUUCUUGUUAGGAGUGUAAGUAGUGAGGUAUCAUGGGCUUCAGUUAGCAUCAAUGGAGCUUCAUCUGUUAACAAGAAUGAUACUGGGGAUGAAGGAAAAACGAGUAUGCAAAAUGUUGUAGAAGAAUUGGAACCUUUGUGGGAUGAUGGAUAUGGGACACAAACUGCAAAGGAUUACGCCUAUAUAGCCAUGGAUUUGAUUAAGAAUGAUGGAGGACCUCCAAGGUGGUUUUGCCCCAUUGCAUGUGGCAUACCUCUAAAAGAUUCGCCUAUUCUUUUAUAUAUUCCUGGGAUAGAUGGAACUGGAACUGGCCUUGUUGUACAUGAGAAAGCUCUUGGAAAGGUUUUUCAUGUUCAAUGCUUGCAUAUUCCUGUUCAGGAUCGAACACCACUUGAAGGUUUGAUUCAAAUUGUGGAAGAAACUGUGAAGAUUGAACAUAAUUUGUCCCCAAAUAAGCCGAUUUAUUUGCUUGGAGAAUCUUUUGGAGGAACCCUAGCACUUUCAGUCGCUGCUCGUAACCCUACAAUUGACUUAAUACUCAUAUUAGUAAACCCAGCAACUUCAUUUGAGAGGUCACAAGUACACCCUUUAUUGCCACUCCUAAGAGCUCUACCUGAGAAACAUUAUGGGAUGCUACCCUAUGUCAUACCCCCUCUUCUGGGUGAUUUUGUAAAGGUGGCAAUGGUACGAAUAGAUGGUAAUGGUGUAAAUGAUUUGUCAUCUCUUUGGCAAUUUCUUUACAAUUUGACCAAAGAUCUACCACUUCUUUCUAUAAUGGCCAAAAUAUUACCACAAGACACUCUUAAAUGGAGGUUAAAGCUAGUUGAAUCAGCUGCUGCUUAUGCUAAUUCCCGCCUCCAUGCUAUUACAGCUCAAGUACUCGUGCUUGCUAGUGGCAAGGAUAACCUGGUGCCAAGUAAAAAUGAAGCCCAAAGGCUUUCAAGAUUCUUGAAGCACUGCAACGUACGUGUGUUUGAGGAAAAUGGGCACACAAUCCUAUUGGAGAAUGGCGUUAAUUUGCUGUCCACUAUAAAGACUAGUAAGAUGUAUCGCCGUUUUUCUAAGCAUGAUGUUGUUAAGGACUUUUUGCCUCCUAGCAUGAGAGAGUUCAAAAGCUCACCAAUGGGGUCUUGGUGGCAUCGCCUUUCCAUGGGUGCAGCAAUGUUCUCAACAAUGGAGGAUGGAAAAAUAGUGAGAGGUCUUUCAGGGAUUCCAGAUGAAGGUCCCGUAUUAAUAGUUGUUUCUGGAAAAAAUCUUUUUAAAUUGUUAGCAACAAAAUCUUAUACACUACUUUACCCCGGUGGUCUACGCGAGGCUCUCCAUCGUAAGGGUGAAGGUUACAAAUUGUUUUGGCCUGAAAAACAAGAAUUUGUAAGAAUGGCAGUGAAGUUUGGAGCCACCAUUGUUCCAUUUGGAGUUGUUGGUGAAGAUGACAUAUCACAAAUAAUCCUUGAUUAUAAUGACAUGAAGAGAAGCCCUUUUAUUAAUCAAAUGCUCAAUGAUUUAAACCAAGGGAGAACAAACUUGAGAGAGGGGAUGGUUGGAGAGAUAGCUAAGCAACCACUUCAUCUUCCUAUACUUUCACCCAAACUACCGGGUCGACUCUACUAUUUAUUUGGGAAGCCUAUACGGACAAAAGGAAAGGAAAAUAUGUUGGAUGACAAAGAUUAUUUGAGGGAAUUGUACUUGAAAAUACAAUGUGAAGUUGAAAAGAAUGUGGAUUAUUUGUUAAUGAGGAGGGGGGAGGAUCCUUAUAGGGGUUUGGUUGAGAGGCUUGUGUGGGUAACAACUAUUGGUUCUUUGGAUCAAAUCCCGUCAUUUGAGCCAUAAUGUUAAGUUAUAUUGCUAUAUGUAACUUUUGUUUAGGAAU
Molecule: messenger RNA, 2028 nt
Organism: Lactuca virosa
Lineage: Eukaryota; Viridiplantae; Streptophyta; Magnoliopsida; Asterales; Asteraceae
Source: the annotation of a GenBank genome assembly